AUGGAUGCAAAGGCUGCCGUACUUCUGCGUCAGGUGCGGGACUUUGUGUCCAGCUUACCAUCUGGAGCGUUCCCUGGCACAGCUGCCGCUGCAGCAUCUCUCAUUGAAGCUUUGACAACUGAGUUUGAGACUGGCAGGAAAGCUCGCCAUGGCACGCUACAGACCCGUCGGCAGCUGCAGAAGCAAUCGCAGAAACUGAAGCAAAAGAUCGAGAAGCUAAACGGGGAGUUGGCUGUGGCACGCUCGGACAAGCUGGCGGGUCGUGUGACAGACAUGUGGUUUCUUCGUUGCGCCUUUGCUGAUCCCAAGGUCGCCUUGCAAUCCUUAGCGCUCUGGUGCGAGACAUUCUAUGUGCAAGAGCAAAAGGCCAUCUCCAGAACGUAUAUUGCCACUGCGAAGGAUGCCAUGUGUGAGCUGGUGAAGCAGCUGAAUUGCGAAGAGCUUGCGCAUCUUGCGGCAACGCAGGACGGGACGCUGUUUGUUCGCCACAUUCACGAUGAGGCCCUGAUGAAGCUGCGGAGCUACAAGCCAGACGCAGCCGUGGCGGGCCGCAUCAUCCGUGGAAAGUAUUCAAAGGUGCAGAACAAUGUGAUGGAGUUUUUCUGUGGGCAGCAUCGGCUGGAAUACUUCACGGAGCUGCAAUGCCUGGACCGCAAGGACUCGCAGACCAUAGCCUCGGCAAUCAUCUCGGUCCUGGAGGGUGCCGUUAGUGCUUUGGGAUUGCCAGAUGGGCGCCGUGCUCAAUCUCGCAGGCUGGUCCAUUGCCUGAUUGGUGAUGGGAUCAGCACGAAUGCCAAAGCUGCGAGGUAUGUUCUGGCUCACUUCAAUCGAAGCCUUGCAGCUGGCCCUUUACAGUACAGGCUGGUUUUGGUCAAAUGCGCAUCCCACGCAGCGAACCUAGUGGUGCAAGUCGGCGUUACUGGCUCGCUGAUCCGGGACCCAAUCAAUCGCUGCGAUUUAACAGCGGCGUGUAGCAGGAACGGCUCGGACAUCCUCCGGCGCGGCAUUCCGCAGGGUAUGGAGGCGAAACCGGCCUUGACCUGGAACAGCAAGUACGAGAACUGUACAUUUGUGCGCGCGUUAUUGCUACUGAAGCUCCUGGGGAUACCCAGCACCGCUCUCCGACCUUCUCGUCAGCUGGGCAAUGACACCGCGCUUCGGUGGGAUCGCUUCGUGGGCUUCUACGAGAACCGGGGUGCCGAACAACGUCUGAAGAAGGUCGCCUUAUGCCUCCGGUUGACCGAUGUGGCUUUGGCAAUAACAGCAGCGAAGCACGAGAACAGGCAAGGCAGGGAGCCGACAAUUGUACGGCUGAGUCGCGGUGAUGUGCAACGUGCCGCUUCAACUCAGGUGACGACUGUUUUGGCUUUGUUGCACACCGAUGUCCAUCUGGAUGUAACGGAUGUCCUUACAGGACUGUUGACCACGCAUGGCCACCUUGUGGUCCGAUUUGACGACUAUGCCAAGUGGCCGUUUCGCAUGUGGACCCUCUGCCAGCGCUGGAACGCAGAUUCUUUUGUCUCUGCCAUAGAGGCGUUUUUGGACCUUGCGCCUGCCGAGCUUGAUGCCGGCUUCUGCCGGCCGCUGCAGGCCGAAGCUUUGAAGCAGGGAUCUCUCGCUCAGGGUAUCUCUUUCCUCUUGGCCGACGCAAUCCAGUUUGAACUGGAACAGACGCUGGAGAUCCUUUCCGCUUCCAGUCUGGACGUUGAAAGGAAACACGCCCAGGACAAGAAGCAAGAGAGAAACCGGGUGCUAUCAGCUGCGGCAGCCAGCCGAAAUUGCUUGCUUCAGCGCUACUGCACAGGCCGUCACGCAGCCAUUGCUGCAAACGUCCAGCUUCGUUCUGCGAUGUCAAAGAAGCUCAAAAUGUCUGCUACUGCGCUCGCUGCUCAACACAACCCCAGUUGGCUGCCUAGGCCAGGUGGCUUCAUGGGCAGCCAGUUUGAUCAUCCCGGCCGUCCUGCAGACCUCAAGCAAUAUGUCGAGGCAAACAAGGUGACCUUGCAAGCUGAAGCUGCAGCGAUAAGGACGAAUGCUGACUGGCUGCGCUUUUUGGAGACCAGACGUGCAAGAUUCCGCGAACUGCUUCGAGCUGCUACUGCGCAACGCCGCGCCCUCUCAGCCAGGUUAGUCCCGCUUGCCGAUGAGAUGCCGCUAGCUGCUCCUUUACUGCCUGUAGUUCCGUUUGACCAACGCUGGAAUUGCGAAAGGAAACUUUUCCAAGAGAGGCAAGGCUGGUUUUUGCUGACGAGUCCUGGCCGACGUGUUGCCGUUUUCUACGUUGGCCUUCGUGGCAAUGGCCAUGCUCUCUGCCUCACGGAAACUGCCCGCCAAGUGCUGCAGUUGCCUGCCUCUGCGAUCCUGCACGAUUCGUGGCAGCCAGUCCGCGCGCUGUUGCUGUCAAAUGGAUUUCCCUUUCAAGCGCAGGACGCGGCCGUGUAUUCUUUAGAUAUCCAAGUGCAAUCCUUGGGACCGCCAUGUGUGACUGUCCGUGUCGUGGGCGCAACAGAGGUGGUUCUGAAGGCACGCCGGCCACGACGUUCGGCGAAGGCCCGGAUGGACGAUUCUUGCACGGAAGCUUCCUUGUCUGACGGCGCCAAUGCCGAGGCUUCUGAUGACUCUGAUGUCCAGAGCUUGGACACUGCGCUCGACUCAGAAGCUGCCGAAGCUCAAGAAGAACCAGACUCUUGCGAUGAGCGGCCGCAGGCAGAUGUUGGCAACCCCUUGGAGGACGCAGAAGAUGUUCAGCUACGCCUGCCCAAAGGCACACAUGUGGUCGUGGAACACAGCAACCCGUUUUUUACUCUUGAGGAUCACUACAAGGUAGUCUCUGUCCCUGUGAGCCUUUCAACGCGGGAGUCGCCUCUGACAGCAAUGCCUCCGACAGCAGAGGCGGUACAGGCUGAGCUGCAGCGUCUCCAAGAAGGAGUGGAAAACUCUCAAGACAUGAUCCAGCUUCAUGUCGCGCUCAGGCGCGCAGGAGGUGAGGGCUGCCGUGUCAAUGCAGCUCAGAUGUUGGGAUGGAAGCAGCGCCUUUUCCAGUCUACUUCUAUGAAGUGCACUUUCUGGGUGGUUCCAAAAGCAAAUUUGCCAUCCUUAGGCGAGUUGUCUUCGUAUGUUAUCGACCCCGCUACUUUGACAGACAUUCCUGCAUGGCUCGACUUGUGCCAGCACUACAUCCUGGACGACGCGGCUCCGCGCAACAGUCUAGGACUCGGGGUGCGGACUAUCGAAGUGAGUCUUGCCAUCCAGCGCACAAAAGACGCGGCGCGGCCGGAGUCGCGACCAGCCUUGCAGGGGUGUGGCAACAUUGACGCUGCUCCGACCUCUGCAGAACAGAACCCAGCUCCUUCCUCUUCCCGUGCCAUGCCGCAAGCAGAAGAAGGAAAACCGCCGCGAACACGCGUCCUGCAGCCUCGUACAAGCGACGAUCUGCCGGAACAACAGGCGGCUGAAGAGAUUGCGGAAAACUGCAAAGAAGCUUUCGUGAAUGCCAGAUACUUCUCCUCGGACCCAUUGAAUUCCAACACAGUGGUUUUCUGGAUGGAGCGGUACAAGGAGCACAUCAUGAGUCGUUUCUCGAUGUUCCAGGAGGAUCCAGCGCAGUCUGCAGAAGAACGGCCGCCCUUGGACCUGUUCACGCAAGGCCUGGAGGAGCACAGCCGCUUGUUGAUCAAAUACUUGGUCAAAACGGUCUUGAACCCACCGAAAGAGAUGCCGUUCAGUGACAUCCACGCUUUCGUGUCAGUUUUCGAGGAAUUGCUGAAGAUCCCGGGGCUGGUUCCUGACACCGGUAGAGCAAUUUGUGCUAUUGCUCGGCGGAACAUGCUGGACAAAUCGCCCAUUUCCUUGUCGCUUUCUCUGCAGCAACAAGCGGUUUUCUUCAGAAGCUGUUUCUACCAGGGCUUCCUGAAACAUCGCGCAGGCGAGCGCCUGAAGAAUGCCAUGACGGACGUCUCAGCUGCUUUUUCGGACCGGCUGGUCGUAGUGACAGACAUCGCAGCCGACGGGCAUCUAACAGAGCUGCAGUUGCGAGACCUGGACUUUGCCAAGACGAUCUUCGGUGCAAGCUCUGAGGAAGUCAAGCUAGAAUUCCUCCUUGCCAAGGACAUCUUCCAAGGGUUUAGGGUUUCGGGUUUAGGGUUAGGGUGUAAGGUUCAGGCUUGA
Molecule: messenger RNA, 4167 nt
Organism: Symbiodinium necroappetens
Lineage: Eukaryota; Dinophyceae; Suessiales; Symbiodiniaceae
Source: the annotation of a GenBank genome assembly